Messenger RNA from Lotus japonicus, 2971 nucleotides. Its product is annotated as U-box domain-containing protein 5. NCBI's taxonomy places the organism in Eukaryota, Viridiplantae, Streptophyta, Magnoliopsida, Fabales, Fabaceae. Bases 425 to 2722 code for a protein of 765 amino acids. Gene Ontology annotation, molecular function: ubiquitin-protein transferase activity. Gene Ontology annotation, cellular component: cytoplasm; nucleus. The transcript has 6 exons. Gene Ontology annotation, biological process: protein ubiquitination. The record is from RefSeq and is a predicted model, not a curated record.
GUUUCUUUCUUCUUUUUUUUCUUCCAUAUUUGUCGUCAAGUCUGAGAUUUGUUGUUUACGCGGUUGAGAUCCUGUCCUUUUAGCCUCUCUCUUUCUCUAUCCUUUGUGCUAAGUUUUAUUGGACUUUGUUAUACGUGACUACGUGAGGUAGAGGGAAUCAACGUGCGGAAGAGAAGAAGAGACUGAGAUAUUAUGAAAAAUUCAUUGAAGCUUUGCUUUUUGUUCAUCUUGUUCAUGUAGAGUAGAGCUGCAAGGAAACAAGUUGCUUACUAUGAAAUCAGUUAGUUGAAUCGGUGCUAGUGAUCUUAUUGGUUGAAGACAAAACACAAAGACUUUCUUUCUGUUGGAACUCUUUUUCUGUAAGCAGAGGAAGGAGGUUUCUUCUUAAUUAUCACCACCAUUCUAGAACAGGACACUCCCCUUGAUGAGAACUGAUAGUGGUGAAGAAGGGGACAAGUUACAGAAUCCCCGUUCCUUUCAGGUACAUAGUAAGUUGUGCAUAGAACUAGUGAGAUUAGUGGACAGAAUCUCAAAAAUAUUUCCAGACAUAGAGGCGGCACGGCCGCGAUGCUCAUCAGGAAUAGAGUCUCUAUGCUUGCUCAACAACUCAAUUGAUAGAGCCAAACUACUUCUGCAACAUUGCUCCGAAUGCAGCAAACUCUACCUGGCUGUGACAGGGGAUACAGUACUCUUAAGAUGCCAAAAGGUAGCAAGGUUAUUAGAGCAAAGCUUAAUCCAGAUUCAGGAUAUGGUUCCAGUUAUGCUGGCUGUAGAGGUUUCUAGAAUAAUUGAUGAUCUUGAGUGUACUACAUUUGUUCUGGACUCAGCUGAAGAAGAGGCUGGAAGGGUUGUGAGAGAGUUGCUUCAGCAAGGUACUUCAACCUCAGACUCAGUGGAUGAUUCCGAAGUUAAAGCUCUUCAGUUCGCAGCACCACGACUGAACAUAACAUCCCGAAAGGCCAUCGUAGUAGAGAGCCGAUCUAUCAAGAAGUUGUAUGAUAAAGUUGGACCAACUGACCAGAAAAAGAAGGUGAUCUUGAGAUAUCUUCUGUAUCUACUGAAAAAACACGGGAAUUCUAUCGCGGUAGAACAAUCGGUGACGGCCUAUUCUCGUCAUGAAGAACCAACAGCAAGAAAGAGUUCCAAUCAUGAUUCUCCACGGAGCCAUCAUGUUGAACCACAGCCAUGUUUGAACUAUGGUCAGAACCGAACUCAUACCAAUGAGUUGGGUAUUGCACCUCCUGAGGAAUAUAUAUGCCCAAUAUCUUCAAGGUUGAUGUAUGAUCCUGUUAUCAUUGCUUCCGGAAUCACUUAUGAAAGGAUGUGGAUAAAAAAGUGGUUUGAUGAGGGUAAAGUUGUAUGCCCAAAAACCAAUAAGAUGUUAACACAUAUGACAUUGACUCCAAAUGUUGUCAUGAAGGACCUAAUAUCAAAGUGGUGCAGCAACAUUGGAGUCUCCAUUCCUGACCCAACUAGGCAAGCAGAAGAUUCUUACCCAUGGGAUGCUUCAAUCACUUCCGUUCAGAGUUUUGGAAGUUAUUUCAAUGAUUUGAACUUGCCAAUGGAUCAUAGUAACAUGUCAAUUGGAUCAUUGGAUAGUAGUUUUAGUUCAGAUGCCUCACGAGUUAAGAUCGUUCAGGACUUAAAUUCGAUCUCGAUCAAGGCUAGUGACAAGCCUCACAGCCACAUUCAUCGAGCUCGUGAGGGGAUGCGUGAUACAGACUUGAUGCUGUUGCCUAAACUCCAUGAUCUUCAAUGGGAUUCUCAGUGCAAGGUCAUUGAAGAUCUGAAAGAUCAUUUGAAAAGCAACUGUCAAGCUUUUUCUUCUGUGUCACCAGAGAAUUUUGUUGAACCGCUGGUCAGAUUUCUUAGCAAAUCAUAUGAUCUGCAUGAUUUAAAAGCGAUGAGAGCUGGAACUCAGCUUCUGUUGGAAUUUGUGAACAAUUGCAGAAAUGGAAUGACUAAUUUAAGUGAAGACACAUUCAUUACAUUGGCUAGUUUUCUUGAUUCAGAAGUGAUAGGGGAUGUUCUUACCAUAAUGGAAGAGAUGUCUGUGCAUGGCUACAGUAAAGCUAAACUUGCAGCAUCCAGUUCACUCACUUCUCUUUUAAAUAUACUCGAUUCUGGUAACAAAGAGUUCCAACAAAAAGCUAUUAGAAUAAUGUACAACUUGUCCUUCAAUGGGGAAGUUUUCCCCCACAUGCUAUCUCUUAAGUGCAUCCCAAAAUUGCUGCCAUUUUUCAAAGACAGAGCUGUUUUGAGAUACUGCAUACAAAUAUUGAAAAAUAUAUGUGAUACUGAAGAGGGUAGAAACUCUGUUGCUGAAACUAAGGGAUGCAUAUCUUCUGUUGCUGAAAUACUUGAGACAGGAAGUAAUGAGGAACAAGAACAUGCACUUGCUGUUCUAGUGUCUUUAUGCUCUAAACGUGUGGAUUACUGUAAGCUGGUUAUGGAUGAGGAUGUUAUUGCUCCUCUUUUUUACAUCUCCCAGAAUGGAAAUGAUAAAGGAAAGGAAAGUGCCUUGGAACUGCUCAAUCUUUUGAGAGAUGUUAAAUGUGUUGAGAAUGAAGAUUGCUCUGAACCAAAUACCAACAACAACUCCUCUCAAGGUUCCAGCAGUCACCCUGAAGAAAAUAAACCAUCAAAGAGUUCUUCCACAUUUCGGAAGAAACUAGCAGUGUUCUCAAAAUCCAUUUCACAUGCAUCAAAAACCAAAAAGUGAGAAUGAGUUCCUCUCCACGCUGCUUAAUUUUGCUCUGCAAUAACAAAAGGUUGUGUGAUUGUGUAUAUAGUUGGUCUUAUUAUGAUUAUAACUUAGUCUUUUAACAUUUCGAUUUAGAGCUUGUUAAGAUAGUUGAAUAGCUUUACGACCAAGGACACACUUUAAUUUGUUUAUUCUUAUUGUAUAUAUAUUGAACACUUCUUCGUUUUGAGCCCUGACUGUAAAUAGAUAGUAGUGUAAUUUCUGCUA